AUGGUGACUGAAGGUGAUAAAUAUCCUCCGAAGAUCCAGAAACUUUUCACGCCGAGACUACCUUUUGUCUACAAGAAACCAUGUGGAUAUCUACCCGAACAUCGCAAAACGGCCCGAAUUACUCCACUCAAGGGAUGGAAGUCUAUAAUAGAUGCAUAUAAGCAGGAGCAUGGGAAAACAGUAUCUCCGAAGCCAGAGACAGCGUCUGGCGAGACUCCAUCUGAGUCAAAAGAACGUCAAAUGAAAGAAUGGGAGGACACAGAGACUUUCAAUAAAAAAGAGUUCCUCAAGGAUCCUUACAGAACAGUAUUUGUGGCAAGACUACAUUAUAGUGUAGGCGAGAUCGAUCUCUCGAAGGCUUUCACUCAAUUCGGCGCCGUGGAGUCUAUUCGUGUAGUGAGAAACACGAAAACUGGCCUGUCGAGAGGGUAUGCAUUCGUGGUAUUUGAGAAUGAAGUUGAUGCUAAGAAUUGCGUGCGUGAACUCGCGCCAACUGGUAUUGUGGUCAAGUCCGACGAGGCCUCUAGAAAGGCUCUUGUAGAUACCGAAAGAGGACGCUUGGUGCGUAAUUGGCUCCCGAGAAGACUCGGUGGUGGUCUCGGUGGCAGAAACUAUCUGCAGCCGUCCACAAGUCAUUUGCGCGAGGCUUCAGCGGCUGCUUCCGGCCGUCGUCUCAAUCUCUCCUCCAAUCCCUACCAAUCUUCAGGAAAGCCUCCUCCACCAUCUCGCUUUCAGAAAAGGCCACAUACCGACCGCUUUGUGGGUCCUAAUAAGAGACAGACAUUGGAAUCUGAAUCCUUUGCUGCUGGAGAGUUUAGAUAUAGCCAGCCCGAGGCUUCGUCGCCGCAAAAAGCCUUUGAAGCAAACUUGCCACUACCGUAUACUUCCACAUCUGCCAAACACUCCGUUCAGUCUGUCAGAAGUACAGAUACCUCUAUCAAGGACAAAUACGCGAAAUAUCAAAGCGUUGGGUCUACUCCUGGUGAUGACACUAGAUCUACGAGAAACAUACGGCGCUAA
Molecule: messenger RNA, 1020 nt
Organism: Australozyma saopauloensis
Lineage: Eukaryota; Fungi; Ascomycota; Pichiomycetes; Serinales; Metschnikowiaceae
Product: U1 snRNP complex subunit
Exons: 2
Coding region: 1-1020 (339 amino acids)
Biological process (GO): mRNA splicing, via spliceosome
Cellular component (GO): precatalytic spliceosome; U2-type prespliceosome; U1 snRNP
Molecular function (GO): U1 snRNA binding; mRNA binding
Source: RefSeq, a predicted model, not a curated record